UGGUUUGGAAAAUAUGUUCACUCAAUUAUUUAGUAUCUAUCAGGCAGCAAAUGGAGUACUGUUUUGUUUUAACUGGAUGAAAUUGGAAGAAAAAAAUAGAAAUGUCUUCAAAACAGUGCUAUAGGGUCUGAUGCUGAAACUGUGGAUUUGUACUCACCACCAGAUGGGAUAGCCUCCAAGCACCCGUGAGCUGGACAACCACACACACAUCAAAUAUCCAAUCAGAUACAAAUCCAUGAGGGGGCCGAAGUCUUUUUGCUGAGAAACCUCCGAGGCAUGAGUGAGCUCGGUGGACUGAGGGGGCUGGAAGGUCGCUCAGCAGGGGCUGGGAGCGUGCACUCUGCAGAGAGGAGGCUGAGUGCCCACCGCAGAGAGAGAGCCCAGUGACCACAGUCUGGAGCAGACAGAAAGUCACGGCAGGUGGGUUCAAACUAAGAUCUAGUGUCUGUACAUCGCACAGGAGGUAGAGUGCUUUUGAAGUGGCACCACCGUCAUCAUGAAUGUGGGCACGGCACACAGCGAGGUGAACCCCAACACCCGAGUGAUGAACAGCAGAGGAAUGUGGCUGUCUUACAUCCUGGGCAUCGGCCUCCUGCACGUCAUCCUGCUCAGCAUUCCCUUCGCCAGCGUACCUGUGGUCUGGACCCUCACCAACCUCAUUCACAAUCUGUGCAUGUACCUCCUACUUCACACGGUCAAAGGGACGCCCUUUGAGACCCCAGAUCAGGGCAAGGCUCGCCUCCUUACACACUGGGAGCAGAUGGACUAUGGUGUGCAGUUCACAGCUUCACGCAAGUUCCUCACCAUCACACCCAUUGUCCUGUAUAUACUAACCAGCUUCUACACCAAAUACGAUCGGGUCCAUUUUGUGGUCAACACUGUUUCCUUGCUCACUGUACUCAUCCCCAAGCUGCCCCAGCUGCACGGUGUGAGGAUCUUUGGGAUUAAUAAGUACUGACAAGGCAGAAGAGGACACCUCCUUCCCGAAGUCCCCAUGGACUGCUGAAAGCACAAAGAGUAUCAGGCCUCUGAUUUGGCUGCAGAUCCACAAGGAUCUGUGGCUCUCUGGCUCUCGACUCUGCUGAGCAGCGCUCUAAAUGAAGCCUACUGGGGAUACUGCCAUGGUACCAAACCCCAGGAAAGAGACACAAUACACUUUACAGAGAGCACAAAGGGAAAGUGUACUGUAGUGAUUGUUUAAGUUACAGGUUUUCCAGAGACACUUAAAUAGCGUUUGUAAAAAGGGAGUAUUAUGUCCAUUUCUGUAGAAAUGACAAUUUUCUGUUGUGACAGGUGUCAGGGGGAGAGAACAAUGUAGUUGCACAAAUAUCAUGUGCCAUCUUACAUCCAUUGGCACACUGAGGCAGUAAUCAAAGUUAUUUUGUAUGUAAUGAUACACUGCUGUAUUUAUUCAGCUUCACUCCUACGAGAAGCUUCCUCUUACGUGAAGUUUCUGGGCUUAGAGGAGAGUAACAAUACUUUAAUGAAAUGGUAAGGGACCUGUGAACUGCUGCAGAGGCAGGACACGAGAAGCCACAAGGUUUUAUAUUUAGCCCUCGCUGUUCUGCUCAGGGCCAAGAUUGGAAAGUUAAGCAACUCUUAUUUUUAUCUGACCAUUUCCAUAUUUGGACUCCUUGUCCUGGUUGGUGUUACACAAAGCCCCCUGUCUGCAGAAUUGUCUGGCCUGUGGGCAGAAAGUACGUGCAAGAGCUCUCUGGUCCAGUCCGUAAAUAUAAGUGAAGAGAUAAGUAUUUCUGUCCUUACUUUAUUACACUACAUUCUGGGGACACAUACUUGUCGCUACUCUAUAAAAGUACUCAGGACCCAUUACAUUAGCAUGAGCCUGUCUGCAUCUCAGUUUGGAAUCUGGAGGCAAAUUAUGCGGUUAGCAUUUAUUAGGUGCACAUGUGAUCUAAUGCAAUCCAAUACAUUAGCCUUGCAGUAAAUUCUGAAAUACUCAGAGGUGUUUCAAAUGUUUUGUUCACCAUUUACAUAUAUGAAAGGGGCAGAAUAUUAGAAACACCUCUCAACAACAAAAUAACAACGGAAACAUUCACCCAUAAAAUGAAAAGUAAACAGCAACAAAAAUAUAAAAAAGAGAAACGAUAUAAAGCUGCAAUCAUUGAUUUAUUUUCGCCAUUUGGGGGCACCAAACAAUCUUUGGAAAACCAAAACAAUUCGCUAAAAGACACUAAAACGCUCCGUAGAGCUGAGGCUAACUGCAAGGUCGGAUGGUAACUUUCUGUGGCAUUGUCACAACGAGCAACCCUUCUCACAUUGCACGUUAUCAUUUGGUCCAUUGUUAAAAUGUUUAAAAAAUAUGGACUCUAGUGCAGCUUUAAGAUUUAUUCUUUUUCCCCCCAAAUAAAACAACUGGAAAGAGAUAUUGGUUUACUAAAGUUUUGGCCUCAGGUGAUUUUUAGUGUAGCUGCAUCCACAAAAUGAAGUCUGAUCCAAAUCCAGAUCUUUCAAGAACGUCAAGUGCUCCCUCUUAUGAAUAUUCAUAGUCCCUAUGAUAGAUCUGGGUAAGUCGUUAUGAGUUGGCUUAUAGCUUCGCCCUGGGUAGACAGCUCAUUCUUAAAAGCUAUUCAUCAUUUGAAGGUGCCACCACGGACUGUCUCAUCUGUAAAAGCACUAAAGUGGUUUUCAGUCUCGAUCAAAUAGCUUGGGCUCUGUGAGACUCUUCACAGCUCUGCAUGCGACACUGUUAUCACAGUUUUAUACAUUUUCAAUUGUUUGUUCUAUUUUAUUAAAGGGGCACUCCAUUUAUUUAGUACUGCCUCACAAACUGGCAUCAGUUUACCACAGACACAGUCAGGAAGGAAUGAACACCAGCCAGCAAUCAGAUAUAAGUCCAUUUCUGCUCUUGCUGCUUGCUGUCAGCUAACACAAACAUUUGGAGGCCGCUGGAGCAGAUUUUUGAGAUGGAAUAGCCACUGUGGCCUGCAGAUUGUCUUGGGAGCUUUGAAGCUGCUUUAAAGGCCCUGAAAACCAAUUUUCUCAAGCAGCAUCUUACUAUGAGCAAUGGGUUCCAAAGCAUCUUUAGAUCAUAUCUGUUUUCGGAUCCAAGGACAUUUAUACUGUAGCAGUUAUACUGUAGUAUGUGCUAAAGGGAUUCUGAGUUAUGUUACAAAGCUGCUUCGUAUUAGAGUAAGAAUGUCUCAAAGGUAAUAUGUCACUGUUCAUUUAAAAAUGUUAGGGAACAUUUUUGUUUUGAAGUUUUACAUAUUGCUAGUCUAAUGCACGUGUAUGAUCUUUUUUUCAUCGCACUUGCCAACGGAAGGCUGAAGUGUCCAUGAACCAUUUCAGCAUGGCAGUUCUCAUUUUGAAUUAGUUUGUUAAGUAAUAAUAUUAAAUUGUAGGGUGUGAAUCGCUACCUUAACAGUGAUUUAGUUUGAUUCCUCCACGUGGGGAUUUUUGUUCAACUGUAGAAACCAGAAUUUGAUUUGAUUAGUCAAAACUGUAUAGUCACCCCUAACCCUGCUGCAAUAAGAGGCAAAAAGUUAUGUUUCCACUCUUUCACAAAAUGUUAUGAUAUCAAACACUGUUCAGACUGUUUCUAUUAAACAGUGUUUCAGUGUUGUCAAACUGGAAGACUGCUUUUAAAGAAAGACCAGAGGAUUAAAUAUCUUCUUUCCUGAAUAGAAGAAAUGUUUACAGAAGUUAGUCUGAACAGUGUUGGCCACACAUUUCACUCUGAGCAAUAGUAACAUCAGUAGCCAUAGUAGCAUAAAUAUCCAUAUUUUACUGACAGCAGCAGUAGUAAUAGUAGUAGUGACAAUACCAGUGUCAUCUUUUAAGGUAUGGUAGACGGGGGACAAGUUUUGAUUAAAUUCAAUUAUUGUGAUUCAUGCUGUUUCAGAUUAAUCAUAGCUGAACCCAAAAUACUUUUAUUCAGUUAUUUCUUUUUUGCAGAUUGAUGUAUUUAAUUGGCAUCAUUUAGAAUUGAUACAUUGAUCCAACCAAUGACAAACAUGGACCAAAGAACCAAAGAAUUGUGGAUUUGUAAAUACUAGUUGAUCUGCUACAGCUUUCAUUUCUUCAUCAUGAUGUUUCUUAUAUAUUGUCACCAUGAAGGGCUUUCUUCAAUGACAUGCUCAGAUAUUUCUUAGCACAAAGCGAUUAUGCAUUUUUCAUGUUCUUUUUUAUUUUAUUUUACUGGACCGUUUAGGACAACGGGUUUUGAAAGAAGGUUGAACUGAAUGUUGAUGUAAAUAUGAAACAGUGUGCGCAUGGCUUCUGUUUGUUGAGCAGUGUACUUGCUUUUUGAAGGAAAUGUUAAUGUGAUCUUCUGUAAGAGUGCUUGACCCAAAAUACAGUAUUUUUCAAGUAUCAUCUCAAAAUUCUUUAUUGUUGCAUUUGUAUUGUAGCUGAGUUGUGGCAUUAUGAAGAAUUGUGUGCACAUAAACUUUUUCUACUCUACGUUUAAUAGUUGGUACCACACGAUGUGAGCCUGUUAAGGGCUUUGAAACCUGUUGGAUCAGGAAGGUUGAGAAUUAAAUCUAAAGGUAGAUUUAAAGAUCAGAUGGAUUACUGUUAAUCUGAAGUUCCAGACUUUAUUUAGGACACAUUGUUUUCUCUUUGACAUGCCUCCAGUCAGAUUUGACUUGAAACGUUUGUAAGAGUUCAGUUCAAAGUUUUAUAUUCCUUUUUUUACAUCUCUGAAUAGUCAAGCUUGAAUUGAAGCAAAGUGUCAGCACUUGCAAUGUACAGUUGACCUAAUAAAAGUAGGAUCCUCUUUCAAAA
Molecule: messenger RNA, 4746 nt
Organism: Siniperca chuatsi (mandarin fish)
Lineage: Eukaryota; Metazoa; Chordata; Actinopteri; Centrarchiformes; Sinipercidae
Gene: ormdl3
Product: ORMDL sphingolipid biosynthesis regulator 3
Exons: 6
Coding region: 497-958 (153 amino acids)
Biological process (GO): ceramide metabolic process; negative regulation of ceramide biosynthetic process; intracellular sphingolipid homeostasis
Cellular component (GO): endoplasmic reticulum membrane
Source: RefSeq, a predicted model, not a curated record